GAAGGCUUCAAUAUUCUUCUAUACGGAGUCGGAUCUAAGUGCGAUUUAUUGCGGCGUUUCGGGAAAGACUAUCUGGCUGGAGAAAACGUCCUUGUUAUGCCAGGUUAUGAGCCGACUGUCGGUAUUCGACAGAUCCUGAAUGUGAUUGUAGAUGAUGUCCUGCAGUUGGAAAAUGCUCCCACUGCCAUGCUCAAACGCUUGGACUUAAUAGUCGAAUACUUUUCCCGAUCUGCGGCAGCCGGUUCUCCAUUAUAUAUACUGUUGAACUGCAUAGAUGGAAAGAAUUUUCGCACUGCCAGGGCUCAGGCGGUCUUAGCUCGUCUUGCAGCAGUUCCUCAUAUUCAUCUAGUUGCCACAAUGGAUCAUAUUAAUUUGCCCUUGUUAUGGUCGCAGACUGAUGUAACGCGGUUCUCUUGGUUGUGGGAGGACUGCACAACGCUGGAACCGUACUCGGUGGAGGCGGGAUACGCUCACAGUCAUCUCCUGCAACAAAUUCUUGCGGGCAACACGAGUGCCCAGCUGGUGGAUCGACACCUCUUCAUAAACGCUGCUGACGUAGACGUCGUGGCACUCACACGUCUUCGCCACUUAAUGGUCUCACUGACGCAGAAUGCUCGGAGCAUCUUUCGGUUGCUUGUUGAAUACCAAUUGCAAGCGAUUGAGGAGGCCGAAGACGGACCCCAGACAAAGUCUCUCAAGAAGACUAACAAUGCUAAAAAAUCCCAGAAGACGUCAAAUACAGCAACAGAAAAUGCGGCCGCCAAGGGGAUGCCUCUGGAAGAGCUUUAUUGGCGCUGCCGCGACGCGUUUUUGGCCAGCAACGAAGUCACUUUGAGGGCACAGCUGACUGAGUUCAAAGACCAUAAGCUCAUUAAAUUCUCAAAGAACAAUGACGGGUCUGAAUUGGUAAGUAUUCCUCUGGAUCGGGCCAGUCUCAAAGAGAUUUUAGACAACAAAGACGUUUUCGCAUGA
Molecule: messenger RNA, 972 nt
Organism: Mesocestoides corti
Lineage: Eukaryota; Metazoa; Platyhelminthes; Cestoda; Cyclophyllidea; Mesocestoididae
Source: the annotation of a GenBank genome assembly